Molecule: messenger RNA, 1998 nt
Organism: Manacus vitellinus (golden-collared manakin)
Lineage: Eukaryota; Metazoa; Chordata; Aves; Passeriformes; Pipridae
Product: coatomer subunit gamma-2
Exons: 14
Coding region: 106-1776 (556 amino acids)
Biological process (GO): intra-Golgi vesicle-mediated transport; endoplasmic reticulum to Golgi vesicle-mediated transport; organelle transport along microtubule
Cellular component (GO): Golgi membrane; endoplasmic reticulum-Golgi intermediate compartment; endoplasmic reticulum
Molecular function (GO): structural molecule activity
Source: RefSeq, a predicted model, not a curated record
CUUUGAAAGAAACUCUCUUUUCCUUUCCCAGUGUUGCAGCUUUUCUGUAGUUCCUCCAAGCCCGUCCUGAGAUACGCGGCCGUUCGCACCCUGAACAAAGUGGCCAUGAAACAUCCCUCUGCAGUCACUGCCUGCAACCUGGACCUGGAGAACCUGAUCACCGACUCCAACCGCAGCAUCGCCACCUUGGCCAUCACCACGCUGCUCAAGACGGGCAGCGAGAGCAGCGUGGACAGGCUCAUGAAGCAGAUCUCCUCCUUCGUGUCAGAGAUCUCAGAUGAGUUUAAGGUGGUGGUGGUGCAGGCCAUCAGUGCCCUGUGCCAGAAGUACCCUCGGAAGCACAGCGUCAUGAUGACCUUCCUGUCCAACAUGCUCAGGGAUGAUGGAGGCUUCGAGUACAAGAGGGCCAUCGUGGACUGCAUCAUCGGCAUCCUGGAGGAGAACCCCGAGAGCAAGGAGGCCGGGCUGGCCCACCUGUGCGAGUUCAUCGAGGACUGCGAGCACACCGUGCUGGCCACCAAGAUCCUGCACCUGCUGGGCAAGGAGGGGCCGCGCACGCCGGCCCCCUCCAAGUACAUCCGCUUCAUCUUCAACAGGGUGGUGCUGGAGAACGAGGCCGUCAGGGCCGCCGCCGUCAGCGCCCUGGCAAAGUUUGGGGCCCAGAAUGAGAAUCUGCUUCCCAGCAUCCUGGUGCUGCUGCAGAGGUGCAUGAUGGACAGCGACGACGAGGUGCGGGACAGAGCCACCUUCUACCUGAACGUGCUACAGCAGAGGCAGCUGGCCCUGAACGCCGCCUACAUCUUCAACGGGCUGACAGUGUCCGUCCCUGGGAUGGAGAAGGCCCUGCACCAAUACACCCUGGAGCCCUCAGACAAACCCUUUGACAUGAAAACAGUCCCUCUGGCCACGGCCCCAAUCUUCGAGCAGAAAGCAGAGAUUGCCCUGGUGACCAACAAACCCGAGAAAGUGGCUCCUUCACGCCAGGAUAUAUUUCAAGAACAACUGGCAGCCAUCCCAGAAUUCCAGAGCCUGGGUCCUCUGUUCUGGUGCUCCGAGCCCGUCCAGCUCACGGAAGCAGAGACCGAGUACUUCGUGCGCUGCGUCAAACACGUCUUCCCGAACCACAUCGUCUUCCAGUUCGACUGCACCAACACGCUCAACGACCAGCUCCUGGAGAGGGUCACGGUGCAGGUGGAGCCGUCGGACGCCUACGACGUGCUCUGCUGCAUCCCAGCUCCCAGCCUGGCCUACAACCAGCCUGGGAUGUGCUACACCCUGGUCAGGAUCCCCCAGGACGACCCCACUGCAGUGUCCUGCACCUUCAGCUGCACCAUGAAGUUCACGGUGCGGGACUGCGACCCCAACACGGGGGUGCCAGAGGAGGAUGGCUACGAGGAUGAGUACGUGCUGGAAGACUUGGAAGUGACCGUGUCCGACCACAUCCAGAAGGUUUUAAAGCCCAACUUUGCAGCGGCCUGGGAAGAAGUGGGAGAUGACUUUGAGAAGGAAGAGACCUUUGCCCUCAGUUCCAUCAAAACCCUUGAUGAAGCUGUCAACAACAUCGUGAAGUUCCUGGGAAUGCAGCCCUGUGAGAGGUCGGAUAAAGUGCCGGAGAACAAGAAUUCCCACACUCUUUACUUGGCUGGUGUGUACAGGGGUGGCUGUGACGUGCUGGUGAGGGCCAGGCUGGCGCUGGGGGACGGGGUGACCAUGCAGGUGACGGUGAGGAGCAAGGACGAGGCGGCCGUCGACGUCAUCCUGGCGGCCGUGGGCUGAGGCCGAGCCGGGCCCUGGCCCCUGGAGAGGCCUGGCUGUCCUUUUGCAUGUGGGUUUUACUCCUCAAAAAUCUGGGAAGAUAUUUUGUACGAGGUCCCAUUCUCGGUGGCUUGGCCGUUCCCACGUCCCCUUCCCUCCGUGUCACACAUUCCCACUUAAUUUAUGGGAAGGGAAAAGGGGGGCGUGUGCAGGUGGGUGAGGAAAUGGGAGUCAGGCUUUUUU